GUGUUUAUAACAUUCCCACUUCUGGGUUACCAAACAGCAUCUGUAGCAGUGAAAGUCGCGUUUUCCGCGUUUGUCAAGUCAGUUUUACUUUCACAGAGUGGAGAGAGAGAGAGAGGGAAAACGAAUUCAUCAAUGGCGGGAGGAGUAGAUCACCAGAAACAUCUUCUAAGCUUAAUUCGAGAUUUCGCUACUGAAAAAUCUCAAGGAGAACGAAGAGUAGUUGGUUUAAAAAAGAGAAUCCAGGAUCUUGAAUCCGAGCUAGACAAAGAAAAUACUCAACUCGAAGAAGCUAAACGCUGUAAAGAAACUGCUGAACAAGAACUGAAAGGAUAUGAAUUCGAAUUGGCUUUAAAUGAAGCUUCUGUUCAAGCUUUAGAGACUAGAAUUUCUGCUACUCAAGAUGAGAUUUCGAAGAUUGGAUCAGUUGUUGACGCUAUUAAAGAUCAAGAAUGUCUUUCGCGAGACGAGUUUAUUAAUCAAAUGUUUGAAUUCAACCAGCAAAUAAGGAAACUGCAAGAGAUUGUAGCUCAUGGUUCAGCUAAAGAUGAUUGUGCUGAUGCUUCUACAGAUAAUGCAGGCAUCUUGGCUGAGGGCGACAAACAGAUGGUUCAUCUUAAAAGUGCUUUAAAAGAUCUCGAGGAUAAGAUAGCAGAUAUUACUAGUCAAACACGCAUAGAGGAACAGGAGUACCAAGAAGGAGAACAUAUUAAUAAGAAGGUCAAAUGUGAGAUGGCUUACUUGGAAAAGCGAGAGAUCAUGCUGGAGUCUAUUGUGAAAGAAAUGAAGCAUUUGCAGGAGCUAACCAAGCAGACUACUGAAUCAGAAGAGGAGUGUGCCUCUCUUGGGGAGGAGUUACAGAGGAGGUCUAAGUGCCCAGACUGUCAUCUGGAUAAUGUGGGAGCCUUGGGGGAAAUUCUUCAGACAGAAAAAGGGAUGGAUGCAAGUCAUUCUACAGAUGCACCUGAAACUUGACGUGAGCUUGUAGUUCCGAGAAAGCAUAGAACUAACUAUACAAUAUCAAAUGAAGAACAUCAAAUUUAUAUAUUCAAUAGAAUAGCACCCUUAAUUAAACAUGUUUAACAGCUAGGAUAAAAUGUGAUUUCUGUUCAAUAUUUUUGAUAUCAGAACCUAGUGGAAGACGUCUGAAAUCAGGCAAGCCUUAGAAAGACUUGCGGGCGGGAGUCUUGUAAAACAUGGUUCAUGGUUGGUAAGAAGGGUUUACAGCCAACACCUUAGGCAUUUAUGCUGCAGUUCCAUUAUACUCAUUUCUGAGAGACCUCUGGUUAUAUGUGGUGUUGGAACCUGUUGAACAUAUAAUGACGGCAAUACGUCUUACGGGAUGAAAAAUCUGAUUGGAGGCUUUUUCCUAUCCUUUUUUUGAAAGAAAAAAAUACAAUCUUCAAAACUAAAA
Molecule: messenger RNA, 1411 nt
Organism: Papaver somniferum (opium poppy)
Lineage: Eukaryota; Viridiplantae; Streptophyta; Magnoliopsida; Ranunculales; Papaveraceae
Exons: 9
Coding region: 133-972 (279 amino acids)
Source: RefSeq, a predicted model, not a curated record